Messenger RNA from Galeopterus variegatus (Sunda flying lemur), 5690 nucleotides. Its product is annotated as E3 ubiquitin-protein ligase TTC3-like. The record is from RefSeq and is a predicted model, not a curated record. Gene Ontology annotation, biological process: ubiquitin-dependent protein catabolic process. Gene Ontology annotation, molecular function: ubiquitin-protein transferase activity. Bases 84 to 4088 code for a protein of 1334 amino acids. The transcript is spliced from 25 exons. NCBI's taxonomy places the organism in Eukaryota, Metazoa, Chordata, Mammalia, Dermoptera, Cynocephalidae.
CCUUGAUUUAUCGUCUUCCUGGAGUGUUAACUUGGCCCACAAGUAAUGUGAUUAUUGAAGAGUCUCAGCCAGAGAAAAUAAAGAUGCUAUUAGAGAAAUUUGUUGAAGAAUGCAGGUUCCCUCCAGUGCCAGAUGCCAUUUGUUGCUAUCAGAAGUGCCGUGGAUAUUCCAAAAUCCAGAUAUAUAUAACCGAUCCAGACUUUAAGGGUUUUAUACGAAUCAGCUGUUGCCAAUACUGUAAAGUAGAAUUUCAUAUUAACUGCUGGAAGAAGUUAAAAACAACAACCUUUAAUGAUAAAAUUGACAAGGAUUUUCUACAAGGAAUUUGUCUAACCCCUGAUUGUGAAGGUAUCAUUUCUAAGAUUAUCAUCUUUAGCAGUGGUGGUCAAGUAAAAUGUGAAUUUGAACACAAGGUUAUAAAAGAAAAGGCUCCUCCAAGACCUAUUCUGAAACAGAAGUGUUCUAGCCUAGAGAAGCUAAGACUAAAAGAAGACAAAAAGUUGAAGAGAAAGAUCCAAAAAAAAGAAGCAAAAAAAUUAGCACAAGAAAGAAUGGAAGAGGACUUAAGAGAAAAUAAUCCACCCAAAAAUGAAGAGCAGAAAGAAACUGUAGACAAUGUUCAGAGUUGCCAGUUCCUUGAUGACAGAAUUCUACAGUGCAUAAAGCAGUAUGCUGACAAGAUUAAAUCUGGUAUACUGAAUACUUCCAAGCUUCUCAAAGAAUUGCUUUCUUGGAAAGUUUUGAGCACAGAAGACUAUACAACCUGUUUUUCUAGCAGAAAUUUUCUAAAUGAAGCAGUGGACUAUGUCAUUCGUCACUUGAUUCAAGAAAAAAGUAGAGUAAAGACAAGGAUAUUUCUGCAUGUUUUGAGUGAGCUUAAAGAAGUGGAGCCCAAAUUAGCCACCUGGAUCCAGAAACUUAACAGCUUUGGCUUAGAUGCCACAGGAUCUUUUUUUUCUCGUUAUGGAGCAUCUCUUAAGGAACUUGAUUUCAGCAUCAUGACUUUUCUUUGGAAUGAGAAAUAUGGUCAUAAACUAGACUCUAUAGAAGGAAAGCCACUUGAUUAUUUCUAUGAACCAGCAUCCUUGAAGGAAGCACGUUGUUUAAUAUGGCUGCUAGAAGAACACAGAGACAAGUUCCCAGCAUUGCAUAGUGCUUUAGAUGAAUUCUUUGAUAUAAUGGACAGCCGCUGUACUGUAUUAAGGAAACAAGACAGUGGUGAAGCACCGUGUAGUUCUACCAAGGUGAAAAACAAAGGCAAGAAAAAGAAGCCAAAAGAUUCAAAACCUAUGUUAGUUGGGUCUGGAACAACCUCAGUAACACCAAAUAAUGAGACUGUUACUUCAGGUGAAGACCAUAACCGAUGCAAUUCAGAUUCUGCAGGCCCGUUUGCAGUGCCUGAUCAUCUUCGUCAAGAUGUAGAAGAAUUUGAAGCUCUCUAUGACCAACACAGUAAUGAAUAUGUUGUCCGCAAUAAGAAACUGUGGGACAUUAACCCAAAACAAAAAUGUUCAACUUUAUAUGAUUAUUUUUCUCAGUUGUUGGAGGAACAUGGUCCCUUGGACAUGAGUAACAAGAUGUUCUCUGAAGAAUAUGAGUUUUUUCCUGAAGAAACUCGACAGAUACUAGAAAAAGCAGGAGGUCUAAAAUCUUUUCUCCUGGGAUGUCCUCGUUUUGUUGUGAUUGACAACUGUAUUGCAUUGAAGAAAGUUGCAUUACGGCUCAAGAAAAAGAGAAAGAAGAAAAACAUUAAAACAAAAGUAGAAGAAGUUUCAAGAACGGGAGAGUAUUUACGAGUUAAACUACCACUGAAUCCAGCUGCUAGGGAAUUUAAACCAGAUGGAAAGUCCAAACCAGUUUCUGAUUUAUCUUCAGCACCAGCUUCUGAGGAUAUGAAGCCCAAACCUGUGCCUGCUAAUUCUCCCAAACCAGCUUGUGAAGAUGUGAAGCCCAAACCGGUAUCUGAUAAUUCUUUAAGACCAGUUUCUGAGGAUGGAAAACCCAAAGGAGUCUCUUCUAAUUCUCCCAAACCAGUCUCUGAGGAUGCAAGUAAAAAGCGAGUCUCCUCUAAUUCUCCCAAACCAGUUCUUGAAGAUGUGAAACCAACCUAUUGGACUCAAUCCCACUUGGUCACAGGAUAUUGUACAUAUCUUCCUUUUCAAGGAUUUGACAUCAACCAGACGCCGCCAACAUAUAUAAAUGUGUUACCAAGUUUGCCCCAGUACACCAGCAUAUACACAUCUUUGGCCAGCAUUUCUUCCGAGUAUCAGUUGCAAAGAUCAAUACCAGUGGUGCCAUCUUUUGUAGCCAGUGACAGAGCAGAUAAAAAUGCCACUGCUUAUUUUGAGGGUCAUCAUUUGAAUGCUGAGAAUGCUGCUGAUAACCAGAUUGUCUCUGAAACACAGAUCCUUGAGGACUCUUUGGGAGUAUCUGUAAAGUCACAGUGUAGCACAGGUGAUGCUAAUACACCCCCAAGUGAGUCUAACAGAAAUGAUGGACACUGUGGGAAUUCUAACAAUAAAUGUGAAGUAAAUCCUGAAAGUACCAAUGCAGUAACAAAUAUUCCACAUACACAGAUGGUUGCCAUACAGGUAUCUUGGAACAUAAUACACCAAGAAGUCAAUACUGAACCUUAUGAUCCUUUUGAGGUAGAACAGGGGGAUAUUUCACAGAUUGAAAAAGAGUACCAGGAAUUACAAGAGCAGCUCAAGAAAGCACGUGAAAAUUAUGAGCAGAUAAAACUCAAGGGCUCAGAAGAGACCAGGGACCUGGAAGAAAAAUUAAAAAGGAACUUAGAAGAAAACAAGAUCUCAAAGACGGAAUUAGAUUGGUUCCUCCAAGAUUUGGAAAAAGAAAUUAAAAAAUGGCAACAAGAGAAAAAAGAAAUCCAAGAAAGAUUAAAAGCACUGAAGAAGAAAAUUAAAAAGGUUUUAAGUGCCAGUGAAAUGUACACCCAGAAAAAUGAUGGAAAGGAUAAAGAACACGAAUUACAUCUGGAUCAGUCCCUUGAAAUCAGUGAUACAUUCACAAAUGAGAAAAUGAAAAUAGAAGAGUGUAUAAAGAAAGGGAAAGAAAAUUAUGAAGAGAAUCAUCAAAGAGCUGUGGCUGCAGAGGUAUCAGUUCUUGAAAACUGGAAGGAGAUUGAAAUAUGUAAGUUACAGAUCAUUGAAUCACAAGCAGAAGACUAUCUUAAGAAUCUUAAGCUAAUGAGCAGUGAUUCUGCAGCAUAUCCCGACAUGGAGUCUGAUAUUUGUUCAUGGGAGUCCUUCCUUUCUAAUGUUGCAAAAGAAAUUGAGAAAGUAAAGUCUCAGUUUGAGGAACAGAUUAAGGCAAUAAAAAAUGGUUCUCAGCUCAGUGAACUUCCUAAAGUACAGAUUUCUGAACUUUCAUUUACUGCCUGUAGCACAGUUCAUCCUCAGUUACUUCCUGAGUCUUCAGGCCAUGAUGAUCAGGGGCUGGUGACUUCUGCAAGUGAUGUGACUAGAAACCAAACAACCGUUCACGAGGAUUCAGGUCUCUUUUCUGCCAGAGAUUUCCCAGUGGAGGCUCCUUCUGUGCUGUUGCCAGAAUCACUCUCUGGUGAGCCUGAAGUUGCUGGGCUGCCAGCGCCUGGGAAGGCUGGCCAGGCAGCUCCUUCAAAUCAAAGCCUCGUGGCUGACCAGAAACUACUUACUCGUUCGAACCAGUCUCCAAAAAAGCCUUUCAAUAGUAUUAUCGAGCACCUGUCAGUGGUGUUCCCGUGUUAUAGCAGCACUGAGCUUGCUGGUUUUAUUAAAAAAGUACGGAACAAAAAUAAGAACUCACUAUCAGGAUUGAGUAUUGAUGAAAUUGUCCAAAGAGUGACAGAACACAUUCUAGAUGAACACAAAAAGAAAAAGCCACAUCCAGGAAAGGACAAGAGAACCUCUGAACCCAGCUCUGCCACUUCUGUGACCAGGGUCUCCCAGGGUCCACCCUCGGUGAUUGUUGGACCAUCAUCCAAAACCAAGGGGCAGAAAACAGAAGAUGUUCCUUGCUUUAAGCAAUGGCUUAAAGGGCAGAGCACCUGCCCAGCUUGCUGUGACCGUGAUCUCCUGUCAGAAGAGUAGUCUGCACCUUCUGGAAGAAGCCAGCCUAGUGAAAAUUGGGAACCACCUUUCUGCUACUCUAGGUAGUCACACUUCACCAAAACAAAAUUUACCAGCGUGUUGAAUUGGAAGAACAACAAUAUACUACCUUUGGUAUAAAAAGCAAACAUUUGAAGACUCUCUUGCAUUGUUUGUAUAAAGUUAAUAAAUGGAAAUCUUUAAUACAGUUGAUAUAAAGUAAUUUCCCUUCUCUGAUCAAAUACUAUGAUGAUAGCCAAGUAGUGGCUAAUAAAAUGAUGUGUAACUACAUUCUUACAUUGCUGGGGCUGCUUCAGAGGGACUCUCUGAUAUGGGUGGCAUCUUUUGGGGAGUAUUGUGAGCGCCUCAAAGCAGCACUUGAAUUAUAAGAAUUUUUAAUCUGUUCACGUGCCCCAGUUUCCCCUUUUGGGUUUGAAAAAUCUGUUCUAAAAGCUCCACAAGAGAGAUACUGACCUUUUAAAAUUUUUCUGAAAUUCAGCAUUUCUGAAAAUAUGCCUACAUUUUCCUCAAAGAUUCUGCAUUUUUAAAAAAUGGGCUUAAAGCAAACCACAUUUUAACAAUUUAUAGGUAAUAUUAAAUAUUGGCUGAUUUAGACCAAAAGAUUAAAAUCUCCUCUUCCUGAAACACCAUGUGCUUUUAAUUUUUCAUUUCAUUGUUUUAUUUUCCCCCAUAGAUUUUUUAAGUGCUUAUUACUUCUUAUCUUUUAAAGAUGUGAUCAGAUUUUUGAAAAUCACUUACAAAAUCCCUUUUUAUUAGGAUCAGCCAAAACUUUUUUACCCCCUAGAAUUGAGGCAAUGUGUUCAUCAUACCAGCCCCACAUUUGGAACUUACUCUUUGAAUAGUCUCUUCUUCUCACUAGUAGCAUUUGUUGUCUUUAUGAGUCAGUCCACAAGUGCUUUGAGAUCCACAUCUAGCAAAGUGCUGAGCACAGGACAAGCACUGUGUGGAAACAGUCACCAUCAUUCGCCUUCCUCAUCCCACCACCAAAAAGAGAAGCCUGUGUAAUUAGACAAUCCUGAGAUGUCCGUGGUACAGUUGUUCUGUGUUUGACAUUUGUGUAAAGUAGUGCAUGCAACCUUGUACUGUGGCCUGAGAACAAAACUGUAACUGCAUUAGAAACUUUAAAAACUAGGUAUCUUUCAGUGACUUAUAGACAGUGGUCAAUAUAGAAACAUGAAUUCUGGACACAUUCCAUUUCUGCCAAACAUGAAGGAUCAAAAAAUGUUUUUCAAUGUGUUCUUUGUUCUACUGCAAACUUGGAGUCAUGAGUGUAAUGAGCUGAUUUGGUCACCUUCCUGCCUCUGUUCAGUGUGAGUUUUGAUGUCUUAUGACUUAGUCCCUAAACGCUCACUCCUUAUUUUGAAACAUUCUCUGUGGUGGUCUUUAAAACAUGGUCUGCGUAUUCAUACUGAUUGAGAGCUGUAGGUAUGAAAAUACACAGAGACCAGUUUGUAGCAACAGGUACAAAGGAGAAGAGCAGCUGUCAAGUGAGAGGACAUUAUUCUGUACAUAACUUCACAUUCUUGUGAACAUGCCUUAUAUUUGUCCACUAACUGUCAGAAUAAAGAGCAUUCUAAAAUAGUA